Messenger RNA from Plutella xylostella (diamondback moth), 1032 nucleotides. RefSeq lists its product as uncharacterized. Gene Ontology annotation, cellular component: nucleus. The record is from RefSeq and is a predicted model, not a curated record. Lineage: Eukaryota; Metazoa; Arthropoda; Insecta; Lepidoptera; Plutellidae.
GUUUCUAUUCAACAACACAUUGUACGAAAAUCACAACGUGAAAUUGUAAAGAAAAUCUUUAUUAGGUAAAUCACUAUAGAAUAGCCGAUAGAAAUGGGACGAAAAAUCCCAGCCAAAAAGCACCAUGGUGUCAAGGAUCCGGUGAAGCAACAAGCGCAGCGCAUGAAAAAGUUGAAAACACAAAUCAAUGCUCCGCCGACAGACCCUGAUGACCAGCCGAUGCCGCGGUCUGUUGCCAGACUGUUCGGAUUACCAGAGUAUGAACCCAAGCCGAAAAAACAGUUUAAAAAUAAGAAACAGUCUUCUGAAGUUAAUGAGCCAAAGAAGCCACAUGUGAAGGGUAGCAGCAAGAACCCCGUCUCGUCGCUGCAGCGGCUGCCGGGCGAGUCUGGGCGCUCCUUCUCACUCCGCAUCAACAGCGCCAUCCGCACACUCAACAAUGACAGGACUGAUGAUGAUUAUCCUCUGGACAUGCAAGAUGACCAGGACAUCAAAGGCACAGCGAUGGCGGAGCGCAACGAGCGCAGAGCUAGGAAGCGCAAGAAGGACGCCGGCCGCGCGGCACCAGGCGAGCAGGGCGAGGAGAAGGCCAGCCGCGGACGACAGCUCACAUUGAGGAAGAAAGCUAAGAAGGAAAAGGCGGCUGAGGAAUCAAAUUUAGCCCGUGCGGAGUUGUCAUACGAGCGGAUUUCGUUUGGCGAGGUGGCGCACGCGCCGCCCACCCUCACCAUCAAACCUAGGAAGGCCAAGCAAGACGACGGAGCGCCUCGGCCCGGCCGCCGUUCGCUGCUCCUCACAGAAAUGUUGUCAAAUAAAACCUCUACGCAGUCCAAACCUCUUCCGAGUUCCAAAAUGGCGACCGGAACCGGAAAGAAGAGUAAACUGCGAGAGUUGCCAGCCGUGGAGCGCAUGAGGCGUGAACGAGCGCGAUUGGCCGCCGUCACCGCGUACCGGCAACUUAAGAAAAAAAAUGAAAGUAAAAUAAAAACUUGAUUGUUGAGAUUGAGGUGGAAAAUAAAUAGUUUAUUCUUA